This is a messenger RNA of Quercus lobata, 1358 nucleotides long. RefSeq names its product histidine-containing phosphotransfer protein 5-like. Bases 666 to 1169 code for a protein of 167 amino acids. Gene Ontology annotation, molecular function: histidine phosphotransfer kinase activity; protein histidine kinase binding. The transcript has 7 exons. Gene Ontology annotation, cellular component: nucleus; cytoplasm. The record is from RefSeq and is a predicted model, not a curated record. NCBI's taxonomy places the organism in Eukaryota, Viridiplantae, Streptophyta, Magnoliopsida, Fagales, Fagaceae. Gene Ontology annotation, biological process: phosphorelay signal transduction system; phosphorylation; cytokinin-activated signaling pathway.
UGAAAAAACUAAAAAUGCAUUGUUGUUAAAUCUUCUUCAAGUUAAAUAAUCCAUUAUGGUGUGAGAUGUGAUUCUUUCAGCAGUUUAGUAUGAGAUCUUCACUCAACGCCCUUGUAUUCUUGCAGCUUCCAUUGUUGAUAAUCACAAUGCGGUAUUUGCCCUGUCAUGCAAGAGGCCUCAGUUUGAGCAGUGAGUACAGAUUUGGGUGGCUAAAAUGUACAACUAGAUCUUACUUAAUCAUUGGAGCUUGGAAGCGCUUUUCCUUUUGGAUCAUUCAAAGGGAGCUGCUGGCCCGAUCAAGUUGCCCCCAUGGGCAUUAUUCAUCCUUGACGCAUCAUUCCAUGAUUGUUUGUAUGAUUCUAAAUCUUUAUAACUCACUUAAUCUAUCUAUAUGAACAAUGUAAUUACAGAAUGAUGAUUUGAAGGGCAUUUGUCAUUGAGAAUGGCAAAGAUGUUAAUUUGCAAAUUCUAGGUGUUAUAUCUACAAAGAGUCAUGCUAAUCUCAUGGCAGUCUGACGCAGAUUGUUUUCAUCUGCAAUUAAUUUAGUCUUUCAAACCUCACACUGAAGCAAGUGUAUCUCAUGCAGAAUGUUUCCUUCUUAAACAGUUAAAGUUUUUCUUUUAGUUUCAGUUUCUUAGGGCUUCUGACACCACGUUCUAUAGAGAUGGCUUUGUCUAUUCUUAAAGGACUGCUCCAAGGAUAUGUUCAGUCAUUGUUUGACGAGGGGAUAGUAAAUGAUCAGUUUUCUCAGAUUCAUACUUUGAAAAGUGAGGAGGAACCUGAGCAUGUUGUGCAGCUGAUUGAUAAGUACUUUGUUGAUGUUGAAACAAUCUUAUCAGAACUUACAAGCAAAAUUGAUUGUCCUGAUGUUGAUUUCUCAAAGCUGUCUGAACUGGUUCACAAAGUAGAUGAGAGAAGCUUGAGCAUUGGUGCCAAGCAUGUGAAACUUGCAUGUGCUGAUCUCAUAAAGUCUUGUGAUCAGAUGAACAAGGAAAAUUUCUCCAGAGCCUUAAUUUGGAUAAAGAAUGAAUUUUCUCACACUCGAAACAAGCUGGAGGCCUAUGCUCAGAUGGAGCGGAGGAUUAUCAGACUCAAGAGCAAACAACAAAGCAGCGCUUGUGUGCCAUCAAGUUCUCUCGGUUGUUUGAGAGAAGUUCCUGAGAAGUGAGAAUGCAAUCACUUCCGUAUGGAAGUGAAGAACUGUAAUAGCAUGUAUAGAAUUUUUUAUAGUUGCUCCAUCUACGUGGUCGCAUGUGUUUACAAGGGAUGCUUUAUAAACAAAAGCUCUAUCUACCUAUUAACUUGAGUUUUCUGUUAAUGAUUUGACAAUUAAUGUUCUAUAUUUUCUUCCUACUUA